AUGGCGCCUGGCAAGCCUUGGGUUCCACCGGAUCGCAUUGAGGACUUGUAUCAGAGGACAGAUGGAAACCAGUUUGUGGGCAUCAAUCGCCCCGCAGCGGGCCCUCGGUACGAGGCGGCAUUGGAGCGGGGAGCGGCGGCGCUUCAGCUCUACUCCUUGGCCACGCCCAAUGGCUGGAAGGUGGGCAUUCUGCUGGAGGAGCUGGCUGUCGAGUAUGAUGCCCAUGUGAUCAACAUAGGCGCAGGCCAGCAGUUCAGCUCCGGCUUUGUAGGCGCCACUCCCAACUCCAAGAUCCCGGCUCUAGUGGACCGCGAAGGGCCGGAUGGGCAGCCGAUGGCCAUCAUGGAGAGUGCAGCCAUCAUGAUCUACCUUGCGGAGAAGCUCAAUUGUGAUGAGUUCUAUCCGACCGACCCUAGGCUCCGCUACGAGUGCCUGCAGUGGCUCUUCUGGCAGUCCGCCGGGCAGGGGCCAAUGACGGGCAACUUCGGUCACUUCAAGGUGUAUGCGCCUGAUGAGCAGGUGGAAGCGCGCAACUACGGCGUGGCGCGCUAUGGGAUGGAGGUGCAGAGGCUUUGCUCCGUCCUGGAUCGGCACCUCGCAGGCUGCGGGGACUUCUCCGGGGAAGCGAACACGAGUUCUCCCCGCGAGUUCUUGGUGGGCGACCGGUACACCAUCGCUGACAUGGCAUGCUUUCCCUGGGCCUACAUGCUGUGGCGCUCGGGCUACAACAGACCUGGCCAGCCCGACGCGAAGGAUUUCUUGGGCAUGGACAAGUACACCCAUUUGAAAGCCUGGAUUGACCGCAUUGCAGCCCGCCCGGCGGUGCAGCGCGGCAUCCGCGUUUGCGCGAGCUCCCCAAAGCCCUGGUUGGACAAGGAGAAGUCCAAGCUGUAG
Molecule: messenger RNA, 894 nt
Organism: Effrenium voratum
Lineage: Eukaryota; Dinophyceae; Suessiales; Symbiodiniaceae
Source: the annotation of a GenBank genome assembly